AGAGGGGGACGGGCUUCCCAGUCACUCACUAGCUGUUCUUCCGCCAGGACAGAGAGAGGGACAGAGAAAGGAGCAGAAAGAGUGCGAGGAGUGUAAGCAACGACGACUGACACUGAAGAUGGUGCUCUUGACAGCCAAAAUCAUGGAGAGGACUGCGCUCUUUGUGAUAUUCGGGGGUCUGGUCACUACUCUGGUCACCACCUUCAUUCCCCUGUGGAAGACCUUGAACUCAGAGCUGAACGAAGUGGAGAACUGGUACUCAGGCCUGUGGCACAUCUGCAUCUUUGCCGAGGAGGUUGGGAUGCAAUGUAAAGCCUUUGAAUCCCUCCUGGCCCUGCCCAUGGACUUGCUGGCUUCCCGGGUGCUCAUGCUGGUGUCUGUGGGUACCGGGGCCCUAGCCGUGGUGGUGGCCUUCCCAGGCCUGGAGGGGGUGGAACUGGGCUCUGGGAGGCAGCAAGGGUUAAAGAGGGGCCUACUCAUUGUCAGCGGGGUGCUGUCCUGGGUGUCGGGGCUCACAACACUGGCCCCCGUCUCCCUGGUGGCCUACGUGACCCUGGUGGAGUUCUGGGACGAGAACCUGCCUGACGUCGUUCCACGCUGGGAGUAUGGCGAGGCCAUGUUCUCCGGCUGGUUUGCGGGUCUCUUCCUGGUCAUUGGAGGCUCUCUUUUCUUUGUGGCUGUGUGCAUGGCGGAUCACGACCUGCAGCAGCGAGUGGCCAGCCUCCCAAACACCCCCCAGGAGAAGCCAAGGAGUCAGUACUACUUAAAGACAGAGGUUUUAUAGUCUCAUUUUCACUUAAUGAAUGGUGGUAGCUUAGAAUGCCUAGUUUGAAGGAGAAUGAUAAAGUUGAAUUCAGACUGCGACUGCCUGGGUUUAUUUUGAAAUAUGAAAGGUCACGUUUGAAAUGUUUGAAAGAUAUAUUUGUAUAUUUCAAUAUUGUUGAACAAGGAUAAAGUGCUGUAUUUCCGAUGGAAAAGUGCAAUGAAAACCUUUUGUCUGUAA
This is a messenger RNA of Salvelinus sp. IW2-2015, 1003 nucleotides long. RefSeq names its product putative claudin-24. The record is from RefSeq and is a predicted model, not a curated record. Gene Ontology annotation, molecular function: structural molecule activity. NCBI's taxonomy places the organism in Eukaryota, Metazoa, Chordata, Actinopteri, Salmoniformes, Salmonidae. Gene Ontology annotation, cellular component: plasma membrane; bicellular tight junction. Bases 119 to 784 code for a protein of 221 amino acids. Gene Ontology annotation, biological process: bicellular tight junction assembly; cell adhesion. The transcript has a single exon.